Messenger RNA from Phascolarctos cinereus (koala), 944 nucleotides. RefSeq names its product cilia and flagella associated protein 300 (gene CFAP300). The record is from RefSeq and is a predicted model, not a curated record. NCBI's taxonomy places the organism in Eukaryota, Metazoa, Chordata, Mammalia, Diprotodontia, Phascolarctidae.
CCCCGUUUCCAUGACAACAUCCCCUGCGACCUCAAACUGAGGGAGCGAGCGAGCAUGGCGGCUCACGCCGGGGACAAGUCCAACUUCACCUUCAGGUUCCUUCCUCAGAGAACCUUCCAGUCCCUCAGCAGCUCCGACACGGUCCAGCGCCUACGGAAGUGGUCCAUGCAAGGAAGGCUCUGCGCGCAGGCGUUCGGCUUCGACGAGAACUUCCAGGCCUACUGCAAAGAUGAUUUCUUUAUGGCUUUUUUUAGAGACCCAAAUGUUAUUUCGGAUUUGAAAUUACUUUCAGAUUCUUCUGGACGAUGGAUUAAUUUAGGAGCAGAAGUAAAGAAAGUUGAAGCCAUAAGUAUUCCCUGCACACAAAUUUCAAUGUCAUUUUUUGACCGAUUAUAUUCUGAAGAAAUUGUUCGAGAGAACGGACAUAUUGUUAAAUGUUUGGAUAAUUUCUGUGACCCUUUUCUCAUUUCUGAUGAGUUAAGAAAAGUUUUACUAAUAGACGACUCUGAAAAAUAUGAGGUAUUCAGUCCAUUGGAUCGUCAAGAGUUCCUUUUUUGUAUUUUUAAACAUCUUUGCCUCGGUGGACUUCUUUGUCAGUAUGAAGAUAUACUUGACCCAUAUCUGGAAACCACAAAGACUAUCUAUAAGGAUCUUGUAAGUGUUAUAAAGGAACCUCAGACCAAAAAUAUAUGUGUUACUUCUGUUGUCUUUAAGGUUACAGCAUACGAUGAAAAUGGUAUGUGCUACCCUUCAACAAAAAGUCAUGAACAAUCAUUUGCUUACAUGGUUGUGGAUCCUUUAAAACGUCAUGUUAAUGUUUUGUACCAUUGUUUUGGUGUAGGUGAACUAUCUUUCUAAUUGAUAUCCCAAGUAUAUGUGUGUGUGUAUGUAUGCAUAUAUAUAUAUAUAUAUAUAUAUAUAUAUAUAUAUAUAUAUAUAUAUAU